UGGGCGGCGGGCGCGUUCCCGGUAGCGGACGAGCUCGCUCACCGCAGCUGUACCGUGCGCGUCCCCUGGCCGUGCGGAAUGGUGAUGCUGAGAAGGAAGAUGGCGGCGGACUGGAGCUUGGGAAUCCGCUGCAGGCAUUGAAAGAGACCGGGAUAGAUGAAAAGGGAUCCAGGCACAGGUCAACCCUGAAGAAGUCGGAACUGAAAAGCAGCAGUAUAGCUGCUCACAGAGCUGGGACCGAGAUAAAAAAAUAAAAUAACAACCCGCCGCUGAGUCAGAACCGAGAAUAACAACGUAGAAAACGUGAGUGAAUCGCUGUUGCAGCCCCGGGCCGGCUGAGAGAACAAGAGGCGGGGAAAGGAGGUGAGUCUCGCAGUGUCUGUGUCUCCGAGAGGCGAUGAAAGCUGGAGGGCAGACAGGAUCAAGGUGGCUGUGACGUGGCGUGAUAUGGCCAGCUCGUCUGACAGCGAGGAUGACAGCUUCAUUGCCAUGGACACAGAGGAGGCUGUAGAAGGCUCAAUGGAGCAGGACGAGGAGCCACAGCAGCAGCAGCAGCGUCCCCUUGAGGUUGAGCAGCGUCACCACCGCACCAUGGGCGAGCUACCCGAAGAGGUUCUCGAGUACAUCCUGUCCUUCCUGUCCCCCUACCAGGAGCACAAGACCGCAGCGCUCGUCUGCAAGCAGUGGUACCGGCUCAUCAAGGGCGUAGCCCACCAGUGUUACCACGGGUUCAUCAAGGCGGUUCAGGAGGGCAAUAUCCAAUGGGAGAGCCGUACCUACCCCUACCCAGGGACCCCCAUCACCCAGCGCUUCUCUCACAGUGCUUGCUAUUACGAUUCCCAUCAGUCCAUGUACGUGUUUGGGGGGUGCACUCAAAGCAGCUGCAACGCAGCCUUCAAUGACCUCUGGAGACUAGACUUGAACAGCAAGGAGUGGAUCCGCCCUCUGGCAUCAGGCUCAUACCCAUCUCCAAAGGCUGGUGCUACACUGGUUGUGUACAGGGACUUGCUGGUGCUGUUUGGCGGCUGGACUCGGCCCAGUCCCUACCCUCUGCACCAGCCCGAACGCUUCUUUGAUGAAAUUCACACGUACUCCCCAUCUAAGAACUGGUGGAACUGCAUUGUCACCACGCAGGGACCCCCUCCAAUGGCUGGCCACUCCUCUUCCGUCAUCGGGGACAAAAUGAUUGUUUUUGGGGGGUCACUGGGCUCACGGCAGAUGAGCAACGAGGUUUGGGUUCUAGAUCUGGAGCAGUGGGCCUGGUCCAAACCCAACAUCGCCGGCCCGACACCGCACCCACGGGGCGGGCAGUCCCAGAUUGUUAUUGAUGACGAGACCCUGCUGAUCCUGGGAGGCUGCGGAGGCCCUAAUGCACUCCUGAAGGAUGCCUGGCUGCUCCGCAUGCACACAAACCCGUGGACCUGGCAGCAGCUCAAGGUGGAGAACGAGGAGCAUGGCGCCCCUGAGCUGUGGUGCCACCCUGCUUGCAGGGUGGGUCAGUGUGUGGUGGUAUUCAGCCAGGCUCCCAGUGGCCGGGCUCCUCUCAGCCCCAGCAUGAACUCUCGUCCGUCCCCAAUCAGUGCCACGCCUCCUUCUCUGAUGCCCGAGCCACGGGAGUACCGCUCGCACUCACCAGUGAAGGGCGGCGAGGAGGCUCCCUGUGUGAACGGGCGCUGGGGCACACUGCGGUCCAGGGCUCAGAGACACGGCGGGGCCAGGGAGGGCAGCCUGUCCCCAUCCCGGGGGGGUGCAGCAGGAGGCUCGGACAGCCCUCCCGUCCAGAACGGGGGCUCGUCGGCAGGCGAGAGCCCGGGACAGGCAGGUUCGCCAGGCACACCCUCCGGAGCCGAGGGCUACGACUUCCGGACCAGACCUACUCCUGAAACCCGAGACCUGAGGCCAGCAGACUACAGCUGGGACCCCAAAGCGGGCAACCCUGACUCCCCUGAGGCCAAAACCACCACCGCCACGGGACGGGACCCCACCCCAGAGCAGAUCAACGGCACCCACACGCCUCCGAGCCUGGCCACAACACCCCCGGGGGCUGUAUCGCCUGGAGCUCUGAGGCGAGGGUUAGAGGCCGUCAAAGCACUUUCCUCUCAGGCUCCUCCUCCUCCCGCCGUUCCCCCUGCGGCUUCAACCUCCAGCCCCCCCUCUGCAGCCCCCAGCCCCGCACAGGCUGAUGGACACUCCAUCCCACCAAUCGCCCGCAGGCUGGGCCACCACCCGCCCCAGUCACUCAACGUGGGCAAGCCGCUCUACCAGAGCAUGAACUGCAAGCCCAUGCAGAUGUACGUGCUGGAUGUGUCGAGGGUGAAGGAGCGGGGCCAGGUCAGCUGGAAAGUGUUUGGGGGGGGCUCUGUGGUGGGACCCCCCGAGACCAGCCUGCACACCGUUGUGCAGGGCAGAGGCGAGCUCAUCAUCUUCGGAGGGCUUAUGGACAAGAAGCAGAACGUCAAGUACUACCCCAAAACCAACGCCUUGUAUUUCGUCCGCGCCAAGAGAUAAUGCCGGAGUGGAGAACCACAGAAACAACAAACUCCUCUGCAGAGGAUUCUCUGGUUAAAUCCUGCCCUCCCCCUUUUGGUUGAUUCCUCCCUCUCUUUUCAGAGGGAGGUGCAGACUCUAGGACCGCAGGGGGGGCAUAGCUUGUAAGCAGGGGAGCAAGCGGGAAGAGGGGCAAACUUUUUUUUUUUUAUAUAAACGAACACUUUCACAGUGGAUUGUUUACAAAGAGGGUCUGUUGUUUCAUCUGAGUUGGCCGAGGGUGGAAAGGGCAGUGUGUUUGUAAAAUAAAAGGUAAAACGGGAGGGAAAAAAGCUUUUUUGGUUGCGCUUCACAGCCCCUUGCAAUGUAAUUGGCAUUCUGCGCCGUAUAGUUUUCACUUUCCUGGCAUAGCUGCCUUGUAUCUCAGCUGGUAAUAUGACCAAUAAUGAAAAGCAACCCCUCCCUGACAUCCCACCCCACCCAAAACACUCCUCCGAUCAAGCUGAACUUGAAGCUGUUUAGUAUAAGUUAGGGUGGUGUGCUGGCUCUGAACUGAAGGCUUGAGUUUCAAGAGGACCCUGUGAUUCAGUUUGAGUGCCGGGCGCUGGGCUGCAGUGUGGAUAUGGGUUCCAGUUGUUAAGUGUUUAACGUAGUGUAUUUCAGGAGUAGAGUCCUAGGGAUGCAGUGUGGAAGGAGUGAGACUGGAGUAGCUUGGUGAUUAAGGUGUUGGGUCGCUGUACUUCACAGAUGUGCCUGGGAGACAAGAGUGUUGAGGCAUUUCAAAGUUACCCACAGUCCUUUUUAAAGGUUGGUUUUUUAUAAUUUUAAACAAAGUUCUCUUAUCAUUGAGGGCCUUGCCCAAAACCGUACGAAACAGCAAUCUGAUGUUUGUAAUCCUAUUGAAUACAUAGGCAGUGAGUAUGUACAUCCCAACUAUGUGAUCUUAUCACAAUAAUACAAUAAAAAACAACUUUGCCCUU
This is a messenger RNA of Acipenser ruthenus (sterlet), 3467 nucleotides long. RefSeq names its product F-box only protein 42-like. The transcript has 10 exons. The record is from RefSeq and is a predicted model, not a curated record. NCBI's taxonomy places the organism in Eukaryota, Metazoa, Chordata, Actinopteri, Acipenseriformes, Acipenseridae. Gene Ontology annotation, molecular function: protein binding. The coding region runs from base 448 to 2508 and encodes 686 amino acids.